AUGAGUAGAGUUGAGGUUCCUGCCUCAAGAAAUAUAAUAGAUUCUACAGACAAAUUCAUUACCGAUCAGGUAUUUCCUUCACGAGAAUCUGUGUUUGAAUGGGCAAAAACCAUUGGAAGAGAAAAUGGAAUUUUAAUUGUCAUCAUUCGUUCAGAUAAAUUGCAGAGAGUGAAGAUUGUAGGUACUGACAAAACAAUAUGUGGUUGCUCAAUCAGAACAACUCAUGGAUUACCAUGUGCUUGUGAGUUGGCAAAGUUGCAGAUAUCUGGUAAUGUUAUCCCUUUAGAUAGCAUUCAUGUUUUUUGGAGAACGUUAAGCCUUGAGAAUUUUCUUGAGGAUGAAGAAUCUUUAUCAGAUUAUGACUUUUCAGAAGAGUUAGAAGCAAUGAAAGCAGAAGAAUCUGCAAAACAACCAUCUCAACGUUCUGCAAGGCAACCAUCUCAUUCAUCACAGUAUUCUGCAAAACAACCAUUUUACACACAUUUUCCUACUCUUAUACAUCCGUAUAUUGAGGAGAUAAUAGAUGUGGUGGCUGAUGGAAAUUGUGGGUUUCGCGCAAUUGCAGCAUUGUUAGGUUGGACUGAAGAAUCUUGGCCUUUAGUUCGAACACAAUUGGAUAAAGAGAUUCGUCUACAUCAAGACCUUUAUGCUAAUGUGUUCGAUGACAGUGUUGAAUCAGUGCGAAACUCAUUGAACAUAUCAGGACUGGGUGCUCAAGGACAAGAUAAGUGGAUGUGUUUACCAGACUUAGGUUACGUGAUAGCAACACGAUAUAAUAUCAUAUUGGUGUCGUUGUCUCGUAAUCUGAAUAUGACAUUCUUUCCGCUAAACAAAGCACUGCCGUCAAAAGAACGUUUACUAGCCAUUGGAUUCGUCAAUGGAAAUCAUUGGGUACAGAUCAAGUUGAAGUCUAAUUGUCCUUUGCCACCUAUCUCACAAAAAUGGAAAGACUAUUGUAGUGAAUGUGCAAAGACAUGGGAAAUAGCUUGUGCAGCACGUAUGAAGUAA
Messenger RNA from Cicer arietinum (chickpea), 1008 nucleotides. The record is from RefSeq and is a predicted model, not a curated record. NCBI's taxonomy places the organism in Eukaryota, Viridiplantae, Streptophyta, Magnoliopsida, Fabales, Fabaceae.